CGUGACGUCACCUUCCUCGCACAAGAACUCGGCGCUUCUUGAUCAAUUAAAGCGCAGUUCACGUUUACAUUCGUACUGUAGGACACCGAGAACCUGCUCACUGAGUUACACUUAUGAAGUCUCCUUGCAGCACAGCCAGCAUGGGAACCCAAAGAAAGGACAGCUUCCUCUGGGGGAAAGCACCUUUAGCUUUUAUUGAAAAUGACAAGAGGCAGACUGACGUCCAUAAGCAUGUGAUUCUAGAUGACAUUCAGAAACUCAGGCUGGAGAUUGAAAACAUGAUGACAGAAAUUCAAACGAUGGAGGCCGAUGAUGAGAAUAAAAAUGUUAUGAAGAACAAGAGAAUCCAGUGUGGAAAAAAGAAGUUUAACAUGGACCCAAAGAAGGGUAUUCAGUACCUAGUGGACAAUAACCUUUUGGAGUGGAAACCAGAGGCCGUGGCAGAGUUCCUCUAUAAAGAAGAAGGCCUCAAUAAAACAGCUAUUGGUGACUUUUUAGGAGAAAGGGAGGAGAUCCACCUUCAGAUCCUGCAGGCUUUUGUUCACCUUCAUGAGUUCUCAAAUCUUAAUCUGGUUCAGGCUUUGAGGCAGUUCUUGUGGAGUUUCCGCCUACCUGGUGAGGCUCAGAAGAUCGACCGCAUGAUGGAGGCCUUUGCUCUGCGGUACUGCACCUGUAACGAUGGGGUUUUUCAGUCCACAGACACCUGUUACAUCCUUUCCUUCGCUAUCAUCAUGCUCAACACAAGUUUGCACAACCCCAAUGUAAAAGACAAGACCACACUACAACGUUUCAUCAGCAUGAACAGGGGAAUCAACAAUGGAGAAGAUCUUCCCGAAGAACUGCUUGAGAAACUUUAUGAGAGCAUUAAGAACGAACCCUUUAAGAUCCCAGAAGAUGAUGGCAAUGAUCUCACCCACACCUUCUUUAAUCCUGACCGAGAAGGGUGGCUUCUAAAAGAAGGUGGCAGAAUAAAGACCUGGAAGCGGAGGUGGUUCAUUUUGACUGACGGCUGCCUCUACUAUUUCCAAUAUACCACUGACCAAGAACCAAAAGGAAUCAUCCCGCUAGAGAACUUAUGUGUUAGAGAAGUGGAUGAUGCACACAAACAGUUCUGUUUGGAGUUGUUCAGCCCUCAUCGUAAAGGAGAGACGAUAAAGGCAUGUAAAACAGAGACAGAUGGGAGACUUGUGAUGGGCAAACAUCACUCCUACAGACUCAGUGCUGCCUCUGAAGAGGAGCGUGAAGACUGGGUCCAGGCCAUCAGAGCGUGCAUCACAAAAGACCCUUUCUAUGACCUGGUAUCUGCACGCAAGAAGAAGAUCAUCGGGCACACGACUGAAUACGACUGAAGCUGAUUGAUGAACUGAGGGGGAUCUGAUCUUUCUAAACAGUUGCACACAGACUGAAUUACAAACAGUGGCCAAAGAGACGUUGAUGGUUACAGUGGACUGAAUGAGCUGGAAAUGAUGAAUGAGGUUCUCGGGUGCUAAUUCUCAGUUCUUCCUCUCAACACCGCUGUGUGUACAGCGUAAGGGUUCGCCUACAUGGUGGGGUUGUGGUCAAGCGUUCUGUGAAAAAAUAUUUUCCUAUUUAUUUAACGCUUACGAGAAAUGUUAGCCUCAUAAAAAGAUUUUAUUUGUUAAAUAUAUAGUGAACCCUAUCUAAACAGUUUGUACAGUGUUCCUAGUAUAGUGUUUUGCUCCUGUUUAAGUGAGAGUUUCAUUUUAUUUUCAAUGAAAAACAUUUAAAUUAAGCUACAUUUCAAAGCAUUUAAUAGGGUAUUUAUAUUUUAAAGCACUAUUUGGCUUUCUUUCUUUGUAUCUUUACAUUUGACUAACACACAUUUAUUAUUUCAGAAAUAUAAGAUAAAAAAAAUGAAUAUGUGCAACUUAAAUAUUGUGAUACCAGUUAGCAUUAACAUUUAUAAGGUUGAAACUGGUCCCAUUCUGUAUAUAAUAAAUGACUUAUUUAAUGAA
Molecule: messenger RNA, 1976 nt
Organism: Labeo rohita (rohu)
Lineage: Eukaryota; Metazoa; Chordata; Actinopteri; Cypriniformes; Cyprinidae
Gene: cyth4a
Product: cytohesin 4a
Exons: 14
Coding region: 114-1349 (411 amino acids)
Biological process (GO): regulation of ARF protein signal transduction
Molecular function (GO): guanyl-nucleotide exchange factor activity
Source: RefSeq, a predicted model, not a curated record